Coccinella septempunctata (seven-spotted ladybird) is the source of this 1457-nucleotide messenger RNA. RefSeq lists its product as uncharacterized. Gene Ontology annotation, molecular function: nucleic acid binding. The record is from RefSeq and is a predicted model, not a curated record. Lineage: Eukaryota; Metazoa; Arthropoda; Insecta; Coleoptera; Coccinellidae. The coding region runs from base 198 to 1457 and encodes 419 amino acids. The transcript is spliced from 2 exons.
GACAAUCCUGCUGACUGUGCAUCACGAGGGUUAACUUCAUCUCAACUUCGCAACCACUCGCUAUGGUGGACGGGACCACCAUGGCUUUCCAAGUCAGAAGAUUCAUGGCCAAAUCGUCAGCCGGCACCGACAACCGACCAUGAAUCAGAAGCAAGACCAGUGAUCUCCAUACUCACCUCCACUACGUCAGACUACUCAUGGGAUCUCAUCUACAGGUUCUCGCACGACUCCGACGCAAGCUGGAUCCAGCACACCUCACACACCUGACUUCAACUGACUUGGAAGCAUCUCGAAUUUUCUGGAUAAAGGCAACUCAAAAAGUCUACUUUCCACAUGAACUCAAGGCUCUUCAAUCACACACUCCACUUCUCUCUUCACAUGUAUUCAGUAGACUCACUGCAUUCCUCGACAACAAUGGUGUAAUUCGUGUAGGCGGACGAAUUUCCCAUUCUCAACUCGACCCAGAUAGCAAGCAUCCAAUUAUUCUUCCUCGACACUCUCAAUUUACUUCUUUGGUUAUAGAUGAAACUCACCGAAAAACUCUACAUGGAGGCACUCAACUCACUCUAGCCACGAUACGUCAAAGGUAUUGGAUCAUUGGAGGAAGAGCUCCAGUUAAAUCCCAUAUACUGAAAUGUGUUCUGUGUGCAAGGCACCGUGGUAUUCGCGCUCAACAACUCAUGGGACAGCUACCAGCAUCUCGAGUGCAGCCAUCUCGUCCAUUCCUCCACACCGGUGUAGAUUACGCUGGUCCACUCACUCUCAAGACAUGGAAAGGAAGGGGUUCCAAAACACACAAAGGCUGGGUUUGUGUCUCCGUCUGCUUUGCCUCCUCAGCAGUUCAUCUCGAAGUUGUAAGCGAUUAUUCAACUGAUUCCUUUCUCGCUGCCUUUCGCAGGUUCACCGCAAGACGAGGAAUACCACUUCACCACCACUUCAUUCGAACUGUCAAGGAUGUAUCCUUCACAUUAGAAGAAAUAAUGACUCUAACUUCUCAAAUCGAAGAUAUUCUCAACUCAAGACCGCUCGAACCGCUCAGUGACGACCCUGACGAUUGCGUAGCUCUCACACCUGGACAUCUCCUCAUAGGCGCUCCAUUAACAGCUGUUCCAGAACCAUCUCUUGAACAUCUCUCCACCUCUCGACUCUCAAGAUGGCAAUUUGUUCAACAACGAACUCAACAGUUUUGGACACAAUGGUCAUCACAAUAUUUGCAACGCCAGCUAUCCAUCUCAAAAUGGCAUCAUCCUCGCAAUGACGUAAAGGUUGGUUCUUUAGUUCUAAUUACAGAUGAACGUACACCUCCCUGCAAGUGGCCUUUGGCAAGAGUUCUCGAUAUGCACCCUGGGCAUGACGGACUGACAAGAGUAGUCACCUUAAAGACUCCCACUACAACUCUACGUCGACCCGUUGCAAAGUUAUGCAUAUUACCAAUCCUGGUGGACUCUGAGGAUUGA